Chondrus crispus (carragheen) is the source of this 282-nucleotide messenger RNA. RefSeq lists its product as hypothetical. The transcript has a single exon. The record is from RefSeq and is a predicted model, not a curated record. Lineage: Eukaryota; Rhodophyta; Florideophyceae; Gigartinales; Gigartinaceae. Bases 1 to 282 code for a protein of 93 amino acids.
AUGUCAGCAGUAAUCCGAAAUGACAGCUCAUUGCAUCUUCUGCGACGCAGUAGAGGGGUCAGUAUUCUGUUCUGUAAUGGCGUUCGAGAUAGACAGAACAGGCGAAGCUCUCAUUUCAGGUACUCGUUUACAUGCUGUAGCUUCGGAAUGACGAUGGCCUUUCUUUCUCACGAAGAGAUGUUGAAUUGUGUUCUGCUUUCUGCUUUUUGGUAUUGCUCUGACGACCGCAGCUCUUAUUCUUGGAAAGGGGCUUCCUCCCCGUCUUCCAUCGCACGGCCUUGA